AUGUAUCCUCGGCCCACUAGUCACUCGACGGCGCUCGGGCCAGGAUGUGCGGGGCCCCAGUUCAUGCUGCCCCCGGGCGCGGCCGAGCACCACGCGUCCCUGCAGCGGCCCGUGGACCACAAGCCCACGUCCGGCGCCCCAGCAUGUGCUGUGGACCCUGCGAUAUUGAAGGAGGCGGAUGACCCGAUCAAGCACACCCUAUCGCCGUACGUGACUGGGACGUCCAUCCUCGCCGUCAGGUACAAGGACGGAGUGGCGAUGGCCGCGGACAUGCUCGGCUCGUACGGGUCCACGAAGCGCUACAAGGGCCUGCAGCGCAUGAUCGAGGUGAACCCGAACUGCGUCGUGGGCGCGUCCGGCGAGGUCAGCGACUUCCAGCAGAUCCAGCGGUACCUCGACGAGCUCUCCACGGCCGACUUCUGCCAGGACGACGGCAUCACGCUGCAGCCCUCCGAGGUCUUCUCCUACCUGACGCGCGUCAUGUACAACCGCCGCAGCAAGAUGAACCCGCUCUGGAACUCCCUCGUCGUCGCGGGCGUGUCCAAGCAGGGCGAGCCCUUCCUCGGCUGCGUGGCCAUGAACGGCACGCACUACCAGUCGCCGCACGUGGCCACGGGCUUCGGCGGGCACCUCGCGGUGCCGCUCUUCCGGGAGGCGCACCGCCCGGACAUGUCCGAGGAGGAGGCCGUCGCGCUGCUGAAGAGCGCGCUGCGGGUGUGCUACUACCGCGACAAACAGAGCAUCAACAAGUUCCAGGUGGCGACGGCGACGGCGGCGGGGGUGAAGAUCUCGGAGCCGUUCGCGCUCGACGUCAAGUGGGACUACCAGGCGUACCACAACCCGACCGCCAUGGCGCCUGGGACCUGGUAG
Messenger RNA from Pedinophyceae sp. YPF-701, 870 nucleotides. Lineage: Eukaryota; Viridiplantae; Chlorophyta; Pedinophyceae. The record is from the annotation of a GenBank genome assembly.